Molecule: messenger RNA, 3220 nt
Organism: Pseudophryne corroboree (corroboree frog)
Lineage: Eukaryota; Metazoa; Chordata; Amphibia; Anura; Myobatrachidae
Gene: AMOTL1
Product: angiomotin like 1
Exons: 15
Coding region: 133-3072 (979 amino acids)
Biological process (GO): establishment of cell polarity involved in ameboidal cell migration; angiogenesis; hippo signaling
Cellular component (GO): bicellular tight junction; plasma membrane; cytoplasmic vesicle
Source: RefSeq, a predicted model, not a curated record
CGCUGCAUUCAUACAGCCCACUGCUGGGCAUUCAGCUCUGAGAGAGACACCAACGGUCGGCUGGAAUCCACGCAUUUCCUGAACAAACAACUCAAAAAGGUGGUGUAACGCUGACCAGGCUGCUGUGGGACCAUGGAUGAGAGAUGGCUGCAGGAUGAAAUCGGCAGAUUAGCCCAGAUGACAAUGGCUCAUCGCAUGGGAUCAAGACCAGGAAGCAGCAAUUCAAACAUCAUGGCACCAGAGUUUUGGUCUGAGCCUCCAGGUAUCCUGUCUGCCUACUACAGCCUGUGUGUCCCCGCACAGUGUGAGGAUACAGACUACCUGUAUCAGGACUGCCCUCUGUUGGCUGACGGCAAUGACCCCUCUUCGGUGCUAGCAGAGCCAGGCAGUGCUUCCAGAGAACACGUCUGUGAAGAACAAAGGUCCAUUUUCCUGCCCCUGGAUUAUCUCAGGAUAUCGGAGGUGGAAAUGCAAGGUUCUGAAGAUGUUGCAACAGGAACCGUUCUCCAGCGAUUGAUCCAAGAGCAGCUGAGGUAUGGCAAUCCCAAGGAGAACAUGAACCUCCUGGCUAUUCAGCAUCAGGCCACAGGAAGUGCAGGACCAGCUACCAGUAUCGCCACAAAUUCUGCUUCAUCCAUUGAAAACCUCGCUCAAGAAGACCCACAAAUGGUCAACCAGUCAGCUCGUCAGGAACCUCAGGGGCAAGAACAUCAGGUGGACAACACCGUGAUGGAGAAAACUCUGAGGAACCCUCAGCCCCAACAAAAUAAUGAGGAGCUACCAACGUAUGAGGAAGCAAAGGCCCAGUCCCAUUUCUUCAGAGGCCAACCAGGACCAGGAUUUUACGUUGCUGGUAUUGUGGCAAAUCAUAAAUCCAAGACUGAAGGCCGGCCGACGGUGAGCCGAGCCAACAGCGGUCAGGCCCACCAAGAUGAAGCACUUAAAGAACUCAAGCAAGGUCACGUUCGCUCUAUGAGUGAGAGGAUAAUGUUAUCACUGGAGAGGAAUGGAGUCAAGCAGCACUCCUCUACCUCUGGCAGUAUUAAAGGACUAAAACACGGGGGCCCCUCUCCAGCUCCGUCCUCAGCAAACGAACUGGAACCGAGAGGGCCCCCGCCAGACUAUCCCCACAGGGUCAAACAGGCCCCAAGUCCUGGGAAUAAAAUCCAGGAACAAGGACACUUUUACAAUGAGCAGCAGCAUCUAAUGGUUCAUGAAAUGAUCAAACCUUAUCCUGCCCUUCAGGCAGCCAGGACUGAGGUGUCCGUUCUCCGAUACCAGCCGCCCCCGGAAUAUAACGUAACCAGCUGGCAGCAGCCUCAGAACCCGUUCCCUUCCCUCCCGUUGCAGCACCACAGUCCUAUGUCCUCUCAAGCAUCCUCCAUCAGCGGCUCUUUGCACUCAGCUUCCCUGCCGCUCUUUCCGAUGGGUAUGACUUCCCACCCUGCGCCGUCUCCGUCCCCGUCUCCCAGCCAGCAGCUCCCGCCGGAAGCCUUUGCCAUCGUGGAACGGGCUCACCAGAUGGUGGAAAUGUUGACCAAGGAGAACGGUGUCUUGCGGCAGCACCUGGAGAGUUGCUAUGAAAAGGCAGACAAGCUCCAAAAGUUUGAAUCUGAAAUUCAGAAGAUUUCGGAAGCUUACGAGAGCCUGGUGAAGUCAUCCACAAAGAGGGAAAGCUUGGACAAGGCCAUGAAGAAUAAGCUGGAGGGGGAGAUCCGUAGAUUGCAUGGCUUCAACCUGGACUUAAGAGAUCGGCUGGAAACGGCCAACAGGCAGCUGGCCAACUGGGAGUAUAAUAGCCACGAAGACACGUCGGAAGAGGGACACUAUGCAUUGAAAAACAAAGAGCACUUGAAGGAGAUGGAGGGGCUGGAGCGGGAGCUGGCAGCUCUCCGCACAACCAAUGAAGAUCAGAGGAGGCACAUUGAAAUCUUAGACCAGGCUUUGAAUAAUGCCCAGGCCAAAGUAGUCAAACUGGAAGAAGAGCUGCGUAAGAAGCAGGUUUACGUGGAGGAAGUGGAGAAGCUGCAGCAGGCUCUGACCCAGCUGCAGGCGGCCGGCGAGAAGAGAGAACAGCUGGAGCGGCGGCUGCGUACGAGACUAGAGAGUGAACUGGAGUCUCUGAGAAUGCAGCAGCGACAGACAAACUGUCAGGGGCCUAACAAUGCGGAGUACAGCGCGCCCGCACUGAUGGACAUGCUGCGGAAAAAGGAGGAGACCAUCCUGGCUCUGGAAGCAGAUACCACCAAAUGGGAACAGAAGUACUUAGAGGAGAGCGCCAUGAGGCACUUCACCAUGGACGCUGCUACUGCAGCCGGGGCCCAGACGGAUACAGUCAUGAACCACUCCAGGAAUGGAAGUCACAAUGAUAACUCACUGGAGAUCUGCAUGUGGCAUGAUGAAGAGGAGAUCAUACAGGCUAAUCGGAAGUUCCAGGACAUGGAGCACACGAUAAAAAAUCUCCAUGCUAAAAUCAUUGAGCAGGACGCCAUGAUAAAGGUUCUUCACCAACGCUCUCGAAAAGAUCAGGGGAAGAACGACGGCUCCAGCCUGCGGCCUGCCUGCUCAGUGCCCUCUAUAUCCGCAGUGGCUGGUGUCAGCGCCGGGUCUCAUUCACGGCAGACGUCUCUGACCAACAAUCAGGCAGCAAAGGAGAAGAUGGAGGAAAAACCCAGAAAAGGGAGUAUAGGAGUGCCCCCAGUGAAAGACAAUCGUGAAAGCCCCAUAGCUUCUUUACUUCUUCCACCACCUAGCUUCUUGCUGCCACCACCGCCUGCUGCAGUUCCGCCUGUGACGGCAUCACAUGCCAAAUCUAGGAGCAAGGACAACAGCACCCAAACAGACAAGAGCUCCAGUCUCUUCUGGCCAAACUGUUCUUCCUUACCUGGUCGGGGGCGGAUAAAUAUGACUCCGUCCAGCAGUCCUCUUUUACGUCACACCACCACUAGCAAGGACAAGUCAGAUCAUUCCCCUGUCUUUGGCAAGACUCUAGAACCCAAAGGUAGAGCCAGCACUGCAACGCACAAGACUGAUCUUUCAGAGCCUGAUAAUACAAUGGAAGUACUUAUAUAAAGGCAAACUUGGACAAUCUCAUUCCCGUGGUUUGUAGUCCACAUGGAUGAAGUAUUUGAAGACCAAUGUUGGCCUAAGAAGACAUUUACGACCGUGCAAAAUAAAUGGCCAAGACUGUUGACUCCUCCAUUGCAUUGUUGCGGUUACA